Molecule: messenger RNA, 1206 nt
Organism: Naegleria gruberi
Lineage: Eukaryota; Heterolobosea; Eutetramitea; Acrasida; Naegleriidae
Exons: 1
Coding region: 1-1206 (401 amino acids)
Source: RefSeq, a predicted model, not a curated record
AUGGGACCUGAUUCUAAAACUCGAAUGAGAGAACAAAUUAACAAGAUGGAGAAUAUUUGCUUAUUGACUUUGAGUGGUUUGGAUUGUCCUGGAAAGGGUCUCGAUGUGAAUUACAAGACUUCAUUGAUGAGAGGAGCUAUGGAAGACAUGCCAAUCAUUGCAGGAGUUGGUUACAAUAGAGUAGAUAAGAGUAUUAAUCCUCCAAUUCUCAAAUCUCCAAGGGCAACACCUGUGAAUGAACAAAAGACACUCACUCGUACCAUAAACGGAGCUACUGAUUAUUUCAAUAUGUUAUAUCCAAGUGAUGGAAGUGAAAUAUUCAAUGGUCUCUACAGUCAUGGAACAACUGCUACCGACAUGAUUUUUAAAAAGUAUUUUGAAGGAGAUUUGAGAGGGUACAAUAUCCAGAAACAAUACUAUACUCACUCUGUUCAAAUAACAAAUAUUGAAGUCACUGACGAAUUUAAAAAGAUUAUUGACAUUCUUCCAGAUCAAAUGGAUGAAGAUUUGUACAAUAUGGUCAUUUCAUCAUUCGGUGAUUCUAUUGCUACUAAGGUAACCUAUGGAGGAGUUGUUGAUCUGACCACAUCAGUUCGAUCAUGUUAUAGUAGUCCAAGUAUGGAACAAUACUUGGACAUUCAAUUGCAAGUAACUAUUGGUAUUAACACUGAUACCAGUAAGUUACCAAAUGGAUACAUGAGAUAUCAAAGAGUUGGUUCAUUGGAUAUUAUUGGUGGUAAUCCACAAAUUAGCUCCAUCAGUCAAAGAGUUCAAACUUUUGCUAAUAAUCCAGUACCAGUGAAAUUUGAAACCAUUCCAAUCUGGAGAGCUUUCCCUAAUGGGCCAAAACAAGAAAAUAUGAAAAAGAUUUACAACAAGUUUGUUUCCUCCAAUUCCAUGAGUGUCGCUCAAAUGGUUGCACAAGUUGAGGCCAAGAGACAAGCUGAUAAAUUAGCUCCUCAACCAUUCUAUGCUUUCAAAGUUAACAAGGUAAAUCAAAUGAUUGAAAAGUUGGGAAGUGGUAAUCCAGCCUUUGUUGCAGCUGGUGGUCGUGCAGAAUUCACAGAAGAAUACCUUAUUCUAACAAAGAAAUUGACACAUCGUGUCUUUAAAGCAACUGUUGAAAGAAAUGCAGAUGGAUCUUUUUAUAUUCACUUUAUUCGUGUCAAGUGUGAUAGAGAUAAGAAUUGUGUUGAACAUCUUUAA